CCUCGCUCUUCCACCCCGCCAAACACUCCCUCCUCGCUUUUCUUCUCCUCAUCAUCAACUCAACUCUCUCAAUCGCUCCGUUCAUUCUCUCUUUCGCUCUUCCCCUCGCUCUCUGCCUCUCUCGCUACUCGGUGGCUCUAGCCUCUCGACCACACGUUCGUUGCACGAACUACAUUCCUUAGUCCUACACAACUUUCAUUCGUUUCCCGCUCAGUUUCGUUUCCUUUCUCUCUCUCUCUCUCUCUCUUUCACCUCACAAUGCGUUUCCAGCUUCUUUCCGUUCUCGCCGUGCUCGCCUCGGCGUCCGUCGAGGCUUCGCAGCCCCAGGCUCGCGACAUUGUCAACCAGGCUGGCCCUGGUGUCGCCCGCUCUUUCGACCGUCCCCACGGUAUCCCCCGUCGCAGCCGCUCGCGCCACGGCAAGCGCAAGACCUGCCGUGCCCGUCCUGUCACUUCGGAGGCUGCCGCUGUUACUUCGGAGGCUGUCUCCACUACUUCCGAGGCUGUCCCCGCCACGACUUCUACUCCGGCCGACAGCAACUCGUUCGCCUCGGAGGAGGAGGAGGAAGGUGCCUCGUCGCCCUCGUCCGCUUCCUCCGCUCCCGCUUCCGCUUCCGCUUCGGCCUCGCCCUCGGCUUCCACCGACGGUGCCGCCAGCGAGGACGCUUUCGAGGAGGCCGAGGCUUCGUCCCCCGCGACCACGCCCGCCAAGCCCGCUGCUACUGCUCAGAGUGGCUCGGACGGCCAGGUUAACACUGCGACUAAGGUUCUCGCCGGCGGCGUUGACAAGUGGAUCGGCACUCUUGCCCCUGAGCAGGGUCCUGUUGGAUCUGCCAUUCAGACCUUCACCACUGGUGGCGGUGACUCUGGCGUCACGCUCAUUGACAUUGGCGGUGGCCAGACCAAGCGCGGCUCGUUCGAGGACAUGACGAUCGAGGGCAACAACGACGGCCUCAAGGACGCCUACGGCCGCCUCCGCCGCAACGGUGACGGUUCGGUCACCUUCACCUACCGCCAGGGCCAGGUCAACGAUCACGACUCGUGGUUCUACUACACCACCGCCGACCCCGGAAACUCGGGCAUGGACCUCACUGCCGCCCGUACCGCUUCGUUCACCUACACUGUCAAGUUUCAGGAGGGCUUUGACUGGAAGCUUGGAGGCAAGCUCCCCGGCUGGUACGGUGGUGACUCGGCCGAGUCGGGCAAGCACUGCACCGGCCACGCCGCCAGCUCGUCGUGCUUCUCGUCGCGCCUCAUGUGGCGCCCCGACGGUGUCGGCGAGGUUUACAACUACUACUGGGGCUCGCAGCAGGCGUACUGCUCCAACCCGGCGUCGUACAAGAUCGGCACGGCCGCCAUCAUCUGCCACGGUGGCUCAGGCGACUCGCUCGGCCGCGGUGCCUUCAAGUUUGAGGCUGGCAAGGCUGUCACCAUCACUAACACGAUCACGCUCAACACCAUGAACGGCAACUCGCCGAACGAGGACGGCAAGCAGGUCAUCGUUGUUGACGGCGUCAAGGUUAUCGAGGCCAACAACCUCGUCCUCCGUCACCACGACCAGGGCCGCAUUCGCGGUCUCUUCUUCUCGACCUUCUUCGGUGGCAGCGGUAGCUCGUGGGCCAGCCCCAAGGACCAGGAGGCGACCUUCAGCGACUUCACGGUCUCGGUUCUCGAGAAGCUGUGAACACCCACCCCCCGGCUCUUAAACUUGCAUGUGGACGGUUCUGGGAACCUGGGAAGCUGGCUUCCCACUUCGAAUUCUACCCCUUUAUUUGUCUCGAACACUUUUACUUCCGUAGUGCCACAGGACUGUGCUGAGCACGUUCCUGGGAUGUGCUGAGCACGACUGCGUCCUACGGAAGCAUGCAAGUUUUGCUGUGUG
This is a messenger RNA of Cutaneotrichosporon oleaginosum, 1881 nucleotides long. RefSeq lists its product as uncharacterized. NCBI's taxonomy places the organism in Eukaryota, Fungi, Basidiomycota, Tremellomycetes, Trichosporonales, Trichosporonaceae. The record is from RefSeq and is a predicted model, not a curated record.